Parnassius apollo (apollo) is the source of this 1572-nucleotide messenger RNA. The record is from the annotation of a GenBank genome assembly. Lineage: Eukaryota; Metazoa; Arthropoda; Insecta; Lepidoptera; Papilionidae.
AUGACCAAGGGCCCUCGGAAAGUGAAGCUAGUCAUUGUAGUCAACAAUAAGAAAGAUCCUCCCACAUUCAAAACCCUGACGCCGACCUCACGUACUCAGCUGAAGCAACAGUUGAUGCGAGAGCAUGCCCAGGAGCAACUACGUAGAGAAUCAUUACAGGCACAGCAGGGGCAGUCGAAGGAGAAUGCCGAAGACAAAAAGAAGUCGAGUCCGACGGACGUGCCACGUAUUACGCCACACGUCGAGUUACCGCCGCAAGUGUUGCAGGUGCGAACAGUUCUGGAGAACCCCACCAGGUAUCACGUGAUCCAGAAGCAGAAGAGUCAAGUGCGUCAGUACCUCAGCGAAUCAUUUCAGCCUCAAGCACAGGUUGCAGCGAGCACUAGACCGGGGCCGGUGCAGUCGGCGCCGGAGCUGUGCGCCUCGCCGGAACGAACCUCUACUUCCGGUCUGCUCAGCCCUGGAUUAUGUUCCUCCACAGCGCACACAUCCGAACCGGACGAGUUCCUGGAGGACAUCCUGUCGUUCGACAGCGGCGCGGCGCACUCGUCGUCCGGGCCGCCGUCCGCCGCCAGCUCGCUGGCCGGCGACUGCGCGCUCACCGACGCAGACAUGCACGCGCUCGCCAAGGACCGCCAGAAGAAGGACAACCACAACAUGAUCGAAAGGCGUCGUCGAUUCAACAUAAACGACCGGAUCAAGGAGCUCGGAACACUACUACCGAAGACGAACGAUCCGUUCUACGAGGUGAUCCGGGAUGUGAGGCCCAACAAGGGCACUAUACUGAAGAGUAGUGUUGACUACAUCAAGUGCCUGCGGGAUGAAGUCAAUCGUCUCAAGCAAAGUGAACAAAGGCGGAAGCAGAUGGAAAUUCACAACAGGAAGCUCAUGCUCAGGAUACAGGAGAUGGUGUUACCGAAGAGUGAACCAGCGCCUGCAAUGGAAGUGAGCGAAGCGCCCGACUUGCUUCGAGAUAUGCCAACCCUCGACGCACUUGACGGUCUCAAACUCGGGUCGUGUUCACCGCUAGGGCGCGAAGGGCUCCCUGAAGGUCUGCCCGAGGGCCUACCGGAGGGCCUGGGCGAAAGCCUGCCUGAAGGCCUGGGCGAAGGCCUAGCGCUAGGCUGCCUAACGCCGGCGCUGUGCCUCGACUCCGCACCCGAUAUAUUCGACCACAAGGACGUCAAGAUGCGGUUAUCGCCAUCGCCGGGGCUGCUGGGCAGCGAGGACAGCGAUGCCGUUCUAAACCUGGCGGAAAUCGAGGACCUGAUGGACGACGACUCACACAAUCCUGUCACACAAGGGGAUCCGAUGUUAUGCUCGUCGCCCACAUCACUGGGGCUUUGCACGUCCGAACAGUUGUUGCACGACGACUCACAUUACACCUCCCACCACCACGGUGCGGCGCUGCUGAGCGAGGGCCUGGGGCUGGGCACGGCGCUGUCGCUGGGCGACAGCUGCCUGCCCGGCCUGCUGCUGCACGCCGCGCCGCACUCCCCGCGCUCCCCGCACUCCCCGCACUCGCCGCGCCAUGCCCGGCCCUCCUGCUUCGACAUGGACCUCGGAGCAUGA